This is a messenger RNA of Engraulis encrasicolus (European anchovy), 3610 nucleotides long. RefSeq names its product tumor necrosis factor alpha-induced protein 2-like. Lineage: Eukaryota; Metazoa; Chordata; Actinopteri; Clupeiformes; Engraulidae. Gene Ontology annotation, molecular function: SNARE binding. Bases 403 to 2874 code for a protein of 823 amino acids. The transcript is spliced from 16 exons. The record is from RefSeq and is a predicted model, not a curated record. Gene Ontology annotation, biological process: exocytosis; exocyst localization. Gene Ontology annotation, cellular component: exocyst.
GCUAUUUUAUUAAGAGCAGUUAGACUUCAGACGUGUGUAUUCGCGGGACCCGGACAUCAGCUUUUCAAAAUGCGGAGUUGGAUUAAUGAGAUCCCCAAUGCUGUAAAGAAAGACAGACCGCUCGUUAAGUUUAUGUGUAUUAUACACACUAUUAAUCCGCCCAGCUGUGGGUCAAAUGGCGCAAUGUGCCAUACCCCCAGUGCGUUAAUAUCGGUAGAUAAGAGUUCCUCUUCACCAAUCAGGUGUUUACAACCGCAUUACAGGUGCGUGCGUAAAACCGUAGAAACCGAAAGUCUUUUGUGGCAAGGGGCGGUUGGCAGGUGACUCGCGCUGGCUGUCGUUGACAGCUGUAGACUCGAAGACAACUAAGGACAAAUAGGCCUAUACUUAAGGACUCUGGUGAUGGCUGAUGCGCCGCUGCACAAUGGCGCCCCCAGUGGUGGUACUGCAGGCACAAGUGACACACCAGAAACUCAGAAGAACAAAAAAAGACCUUCUAUGGCCUUUAACGCUGUGGCAAGUGUGGUGAGUCCGGUUUCCAACUUUGUGAGGAGUGUGUCCAUUCGGAGAAGCAAGACGCCCAAGAAGGACUCACAGGCCCCGUCCAGACACCAACAAACCACACCCACCACUACUGUGGUCCGGGCGGGCGAGGAGACGGUCUCUACUCAGGGUGACGUGGAGGUCGCGGCAGGGUCAAAGGUGAAAGGUCAGAAUGGGAAGGUGGGAUCCUACAGCACCAGCCACAGACAGAAGACCAGCCGACCGGCCAUACCAGACACCUUCAGACCCGGUGCAGCCACAGGCACAGGCACAGACAAGUCUGGAGAUAAGAGUGUGUUAUCGAGGGCGACGUCUGUGAGGAGGAGUCUGAAGAUGAAGUGGGAUGGACCUAAGAAAAAGGACACGGCCACACGGCCAGAGGUCACUCCAGAGGUCGUGGAGGUCACCACAGAGGUCAAAGAGGAGAGGCCAAAGGUCAGGGACUCCUACAACCUGCCUCCUCCACCAACCACAGCUCCCUCAGUUAUGGAGGUGAAGUCCCUGAUUGACAGUGGUGACAUGUUAGUGGCUCUGGUGAAUAUCUUGUUUUUGCGUGAGGAGUGGCUGCAGUCCCAGACCUCUCCAGAGGGGGCGUCAGAGGGCGUGACGUUGACGGACCUGCAGCUGCUGUACGGGGCGCUGCGGGACAAGAUGGCGACCAUCGUGCGGGAGUCGAGCGCGCUGCCGGCCCGCAACAAGGAGCUGCUGGUGGGGGUGUGUCGCGUGGUGCAGGAGGAGGAGCGUCGGGAGCGGGGGGGCCAGGCGGGGGGGCUGGGGGGGUGGAGGGAGGCCUGGAGGGAGGCCGUCACCUGCGGCGUCCGCCAGCAGCUGGCCGCCGUGCACCUGGACACACCUGAGCACAACACUUCCUGGUUGGCCGUGCACCUCGGCCUUCUGGGUAAAGCCAUCGUGGAGCACCUUGAACAGGUGAAGGCGGAGCUGCAGAACUCUUACCCGCCCUCUUUCUGCAUCUUCCAUACCUACGUGGAGGUCUGGCACCAGUUGGUGACCGAGCAUCUCUCCAGGCUGGUCUCGGGUCUGAACAUGGAGGGGUCGGAUCAGAACACACAGGGGGCGGGUCAGAACAUGCAGGGGGCGGGUCCAAACACCAAGCUGACCUCAGAUCAGCCCAAACUGCAGGGUAAAGACUUCUACGCUCUGCUGAACUUCAUCUAUAACCAAUACAGCGGGGAGAGCAUUAUGGGUAGUGAUCGUCUGCAGCCGGAGAUGGGGGUAGAGCUUAAAAAGCUGUCAGCCAAUCAGGAGCUACUGGAGACGAUUACAGAUGGAUUUUGCACACACACACAGGCGGAGGUCAAACGUCAUCUAAAGGGCGUGUUGCGAGUUGAGAAGGAGGAGCUAUGGGAGCGGAAAGCCACGCCUAAAGAACGACACACACACGGACACACACUCUCCCCUUUCCCCAUGGACAUCGCACGGAUGGUAGCUGAGCUCUGCAAGAGAGCUGGAGACCUGAGCAAAGAGCUGCGACAGAAAAUAGCACAUGUCUGUCUGGAAGAGAUCGAGAUCUUCACCACCAAUUUUGUGCCUGAGUUCCUGUCCUGUAACAGGCGUUUGGUGUCGGACUCUUCUGACCUGCUGGAUCAAACUCUCUGGAUUAAAUACCACACGACCUAUAUGAACAGCUUCACUGCACUGGGGGAGCACAUGGAAAGCUAUAGAAGCUGCAGUGCUGAUCAUGUGACAUCACUGAGCCAAUCACUGGAGGGGGCGGAGCGAAAACUGAAGGAGAGUCUCCUCAAACAGCUGAUCUCAGACAUCAGGCCGUUUUCAGAGCUGCUGAUGACUAAGAGGUGGUUGAGUGAGGAGCAAGACUUUAAUCAGAUCACAACACGCGUAGACCAAUUCUACCAGCUCUGCACAGAGCUGUCACACACACACCUCCAGGCGUUUGUGGGAAAGCUCCACCUGGUGGUGUGUCGUGAGUACUUCAGGCCGCUGAUGACCACAACCUACUCAUGUAAAGGACGCCCACACAAGAACCAACGAGCUGCAGAAACACUACACACACAGUGGAACGCACUACACACACUCUUCACUGACAUGGGUUCUGAGGAGGCUUGGCUCCUCCCUCUUGGUGCUUACCUUAGUAACAUCCUCAAGCAGAAGAGUGAAAACAACAUCAACGAGGAAAUACUCGAACCCCUAAUAACUGACUACCCUGACAUCAGUGAGAGGCAUCUGAUGGCUGUGUUACGUUUCCGUGGUAAGUGGAGUCCUGCGCGUGUGGUCAUCCAGCAACGAUUCACCAAACUGAACAAAACACACAAACUGGGAGAGGACAGGAACUUCUUCAAACUCAUACAGUGACUCCAGUCGAGCAGAGGCUUGAUGACACUGCAGCUGCACGUCCACCCACACACCCACAAUUAAUUACACUCAAUGAGUCUUCAGUAUGCUGUAAAAAGAUGUUUAAUCAUGUCUGACUAUGUUGUAAUGAAAUGCUUUAUAUAAUGUACUUUAUGCAGACUUCUUACUGAGUCUUCUUACCCAUGUUCCCAGGGUCAAUACAGGUAAAGGUUAAUUAACAUACAACCCACUCUUUAGCUUAAUAAUAACAAAAAAAGUUAUACAGUUACAUCCUAGGGUUGAAUGAUGUAACAACAGAGGGUUUCUGGUUCGAAUCCCACCCUUCCACUCCCUACCCAAAUCCAUUGCUGACAUGUCGUUUAGCAAGACACCACAUUGCUCUAGGGACUGUAACAAAUUCCUAUAAGUCACUUUGGAUAAACACAUCAUCAAGGUGUAAUGUACUGUAAUCUAAUGUUAUGCAGUCACACACAGGGCAUUCUACCAAACAGGCGACACCCAGUGCUCACCGUGAGUACUGUUGCAGGGUGUGUGUGUUUGUGUGUGUGAGAGAGAGAGAGAGAAAGAGAGAGAGAGGACACCAGCAUUCAAGCUGCUCUAUGAUCUGUGUCUGUAUUUGUUUAAUCUAUAGUUUUGUGUCCUUAUUUGUUGUAUAUCUUCUUGCACUUGAUGUUUUUCAGCAUGCCAGCUGGUAUCUGCUGCUUUUGUCAUUCAUAACAAUAAAAUUAAUAAAUAU